Vitis riparia (riverbank grape) is the source of this 1322-nucleotide messenger RNA. RefSeq names its product protein SRG1-like. The transcript is spliced from 4 exons. The record is from RefSeq and is a predicted model, not a curated record. Lineage: Eukaryota; Viridiplantae; Streptophyta; Magnoliopsida; Vitales; Vitaceae. The coding region runs from base 24 to 1082 and encodes 352 amino acids.
AUUCCCAGGAGAGAGCUGAGAAUAUGGCUGGAGUUUCUGUUCUUCCCCUGGACGUAUUGCUGGCCAAGCGUGUCCAGGAAAUGGUCCUCAAAGGGGAGGAUCCACCGCAGCCGUAUAUUUGCAGGGAUGGUGAUGAUAGCGAAGAUGUUUCUUCUUCGUUAUCUCCCAUUCCCAUCAUCGAUCUAAGUCUUUUCUCAUCUUCAGCACCAGAGACUACUGAAAAAGAAUUACAGAAGCUUAAAUCAGCGCUUUCCUCAUGGGGCUGCUUUCAGGCAACAGGUCAUGGGAUCUCAACUUCCUUUCUAGAUGAGAUUCGUCAAGUCACAAAGGAGUUCUUUGAACAGCCAAUAGAAGAGAAGAAGAAGAUUUCUAAAGGAGUUGAAGAAUUUGAAGGGUAUGGAGCUGAUCCCACCCCUGAAGAAGGACAAUACCUUGACUGGUCUGAUCGUGUGUUUCUCGAUGUAUACCCAGAAGAUCUAAGGAAAUAUAAAUUUUGGCCAGAAAGCCCAAAUUCUUUCAGAGAUGUAUUAGAGAACUACACCAUCAAGAUGAAGAUGGUGACAGAGAUGAUUUCCAAGGCCAUGGCAAAGUCGUUGAAUUUAGAAGAAAACUGCCUCUUGAAUCAAUUUGGUGAACGAGGAGCACUGCAAGCAAGGUUUAAUUACUACUCACGAUGUCCGAGGCCUGAUAUUGUCCUGGGCUUAAAACCCCAUGCAGAUGGUUCAGGAUACACAAUUCUCUUGCAAAAUGAAGUAGAUGGUCUUCAAAUCCUCAAAGAUGAUUGCUGGCUUACAAUUCCUACAAUUUCUAAUGCUCUCCUAGUCCUUAUGGGUGAUCAAAUGGAGAUAAUGAGUAAUGGAAUAUUCAAGAGUCCAGUGCACCGGGUAUUGGCUAGCUCAGAAAGGGAGAGGAUUUCUGUGGCAGUCUUCUAUACACCUGAAUCCGGAAAAUUGAUUGGACCAGAAGAAGGCUUAAUUGAUGAGGAAAGACCAAGGUUAUUCAAGAAGGUGAAAGAUUAUGCUGAUAUACACUGGAAAUACUACCAGAAAGGGCAGAGAGCCCUUCAUGUAGCAAAACCUUAAAAUACAAUCCUUGUCUACUGUGGUUUGCAAGAAAGAAGUUUGUCUUAAUAUUGUAGUUUGUGGAUGCUAUGGAUCCUUUGCUGCAUGUACAUACUCUUUGUAAUUAAAAUAAGUAGUCUUAGGUAAUGUAUGGAUAUUCGAUACCUAAGUGUGUGCAUGCAAGAGGAGUAUCAUGUAUGGACAUGAAACACAUGAAAUUUAAUCAUAAGAAGGGAAAAUACAAUUUCUUGAGGUGCUUCA